AUGUUUAAAACAUUAACAACUUCAAAAGUAAUAAAUAAGUUCAAUUAUAAACUAUUCAAACCAACUACAUUAACGAAUUUUAAAUCUAUUUCAACAACCACCACUAAUCUAUUCAAUAUUAAUAAUAAUAGUAAUAACAGCAGUAAAAUGUCUUUCCAAUAUAAACAACCUGAACAUAAAUUGACUAUGAUUCCAGGGCCAAUUGAGUUUUCUGAUGAUGUUUUAGCAUCAAUGGCAACACCAUCACAAGCUCAUACUUCCCCAGAAUUCAUUUCUACUUUCCAAUCAGUCUUGAAAAACUUGAGAAAAUUGUUUAAAUCUACUGAUGCCAACACUCAAGGUUAUGUAUUGAGUGGAUCAGGAACUUUGGGUUGGGAUGUUGCAUCAAGUAACUUGUUGAAUCCAGGUGAAAAAGUUUUAGUUUUAAGUACUGGUUUCUUUUCCGAUUCAUUUGCUGAAUGUCUUAAAGUUUAUGGAGCUGACGUUGAUGUGUUGACCGCUGAAGUUGGUGAUGUUGUCCCCUUCGAUAAAAUUGAAGAACAAUUGCAAAAGGAGAAAUAUUCUGCCAUUACCAUAACUCAUGUUGAUACCUCAACUUCGGUAGUUAGUGAUGUUGAAGCCAUUAGCAAAGUUGUUAAAAAAGUAUCUCCUGAUACUUUAAUUAUUGUUGAUGGUGUUUGUUCCAUUGCUGUUGAAGAUUUGGAAUUUGACAAAUGGGGUAUUGAUUUUGCUUUAACAGCAUCUCAAAAGGCUAUUGGUGUUCCAGCAGGUUUGUCAAUUUUCUAUGCCAGUGAAAGAGCUUUAGCCAAGGCAUUGAACAAAGAAAAGGAAUCAACUUUUUUUGCUUCAUUAAAGAGAUGGACUCCAAUCAUGAAAGCUUAUGAAAGUGGGAAUGGUGCUUAUUUUGCUACUCCAGCUGUCCAAACAAUAACUGCUUUAAAAACUUCAUUGGAUGAAAUUUUGAGUCAACCAAUUGAUGAAAGAUUUGCCAAACAUGCUCAAGUUUCUGAUAAAUUCAAAUCUAGUGUUGAAAAAUUGGGAUUGAAAAUCUUGCCAGUUGAUCAUAAAGUUGCAGCUCACGGUUUGACUGCAGUUUACUUCCCUGAUGGGGUUAAUGGACCUGAUUUGUUGAAAAAAUUAUCUGAAAAAGGUUUUGUUGUCGCCGGAGGGAUCCAUAAGAAAUUGGUUGGUAAAUAUUUUAGAGUCGGUCACAUGGGUUAUUCAGUUUAUGCUGGUCAUGUUGACAAGUUAACUAAAGCCCUUGAAGAAUCAUUAAAUGAAUUAAAGUAA
Messenger RNA from Candida dubliniensis CD36, 1290 nucleotides. Its product is annotated as pyridoxal-phosphate-dependent aminotransferase family protein. Gene Ontology annotation, cellular component: peroxisome. The record is from RefSeq and is a predicted model, not a curated record. The transcript has a single exon. The coding region runs from base 1 to 1290 and encodes 429 amino acids. Gene Ontology annotation, molecular function: L-serine:pyruvate transaminase activity; L-alanine:glyoxylate transaminase activity. NCBI's taxonomy places the organism in Eukaryota, Fungi, Ascomycota, Pichiomycetes, Serinales, Debaryomycetaceae.